Molecule: messenger RNA, 1416 nt
Organism: Daphnia carinata
Lineage: Eukaryota; Metazoa; Arthropoda; Branchiopoda; Diplostraca; Daphniidae
Exons: 1
Coding region: 1-1416 (471 amino acids)
Source: RefSeq, a predicted model, not a curated record
AUGGCCGCUGGAAUUUUUUCUGCAAAAGAUGUUUCCCACAUUUCAAAAUUCAAAGGAGAUCAAUUUAACUUCUACAAAUUCCAACUGAGGCUCGUUCCCAUGAAUCAUGGGCUUCUCAACAUCGUAGAAGGGACUAACAAGAGACCCACUGCUAUCGCUCCAAUUGCAAGCCCUUCAAAUGCUGCUGAGGUAAAAAUCAAUACUGAAAAAAUUGAUGAAUGGAUCAAGAUGGAUACAGCAGCACAAAAUUUCAUUGUGUCUACCCUUGAGGAGAAAGUCAUGCGAACCAUCAUGAACUGUAAAACAUCAUACUCAAUGUGGUCUCGGCUUGUAAGCCAAUAUGAGCUAGCCUCCAUGGAAAACAAGCACUUACUGAUGGGUAAGUUCAUGUCCUAUCAGUUUGAUGCUAGCUACGAUGUCAUGACGCAUGUAGCUGCUGUCGAAACUCUGGCGUCCCAAUUGUGCGAUGUGAAUUCACCUGUUUCCGACGACCAGAUUAUUGCCAAAAUUACUUCAACCCUGCCAUUACAUGGAAAAAGAAAUAACAAAUCUUUCAUGUCAGCAUGGAACAGCACUGAUGACAGAAUCAAGACGAUUUCUCUACUGGCCUCCAGACUCCAAGUCGAAGAAAAUAUGCUGAAGCUUGCUGAGGUAUGCAUGGAGCCAUCUGAUGCUGGAGCUUUCUUUGUUAAUAAGAAGAAAGAGAAAGCUGCGUUCCCUGAAACAAAGAGGGAUUUCAGAUGUGAUAAUCGUCCCGUCUGCGCUUAUUGUAAAAACGUGAAUCGCAGAGCCAACCAUCGUGAAGAAGAUUGCUGGCUAAAACAAUCGUAUUUACAAGGUAAACGUGACGGUAGUGCUGGAGAUGCCAUGCUUACUCACCUGACAAAACGUGAACCACCCUUCUUCGAUGAUUCCUAUGCCUUCAAGUCUGCGGAAAUUCAGUUUAAUUCUGAAUGUUGGUAUGCCGAUUCUGGAGCAAGCGAACACAUGACUGACAACAGGGCCCUAUUCACAGACAUGAAAUCAACCCAAAGUGGAAAGCGUCUCAUAAAAGGAGUCGGAAAGGACAACAAAGCCCUUCAUGUAACAGGAAUUGGGAACAUUUCCAUCCGCAGUAACGUGGAUGGAGAGUGGCAUGAUGGAAUCCUUCGGGGUGUUCUAUUCGUUCCAAAUCUAGGCGUAAACCUAUUCUCAAUUGGAGCUGCCACAGAACGCGGAGCAAUAGCAUCGUUCGACAAGGACGGUGUAAAGCUUGAAAAAAACGGAAAAGUUGUUGCCGUUGGUUCAAAAAAUCCAGAAGAGACUUUACCAGAUGCAUUUUUCAAACCACCUAUCACCCGCGUUAUCUGCAGCUCUCAACACCAAGGCCACACAAAACUCUGCUCAGACUUGGCACGAACGCUUGGGCCACGUUAA